AUGUCGCUUUCAGCUCCAAUUACUCCCCCCAUGAAGGAAGCUUGCGGUGACCGCUUGAUGACUUUGGAGACCCACGAUGGAAUUGCCUUGCAGGGUUACUCAUUUGGUGCUCCCGUGACCGCUGCUGGUGAAGUGGUGUUCCAAACUGGUAUGGUGGGCUACCCUGAGUCCAUCACUGACCCAUCUUAUGAGGGUCAAAUUUUGGUUAUCACCUAUCCGUUGGUUGGUAAUUAUGGUGUUCCCGACCGCAAUUUGAAGGAUGAAGAUGUUCCUCAACUCCCCAAGUAUUUUGAGCUGUCUAGAAUUCAUAUUGCUGGUUUGGUGGUUGCGCACUAUACUGAAGAGUAUUCUCAUUGGCUUGCUAAAUCGUCUUUGGGUCAAUGGUUGAAAGAGCAAGGAGUUCCUGCCAUUUACGGUGUGGAUACUCGUUCGUUGACCAAAAGAUUGAGAGAAAAAGGUUCAACUUUGGGAAGAUUGGCUUUGCAAAACGACUCCAUUUCUUCCACUGAAGUUUUGGCCUACUCUGGUGACUGGAAAACCAACUUUUCAGUUCCAGAAUGGGACGAUCCCAACGUCAAAAACUUGGUGGCUGAGGUGUCUACCAAGGAACCCGUUACCUAUGCUCCAUCACCUUUGUCGGAGGUCAAACUUGGCAAAGAUGGAAAACCAAUUAGAAUUUUAGCCGUGGAUGUGGGUUUGAAAUUCAACCAAAUUAGAUGUUUCGUGAGAAGAGGUGUCGAGUUGAAGGUUGUUCCCUGGGACUACGACUUUACCAACGAAAAGUACGAUGGUUUGUUCGUUUCCAACGGUCCUGGUGAUCCAGCCGUGAUGACCAAAACCGUUUCUCACUUGAAAAAAGUGCUUCAAGAAGGAAAAACUCCAGUGUUUGGUAUCUGUUUGGGACAUCAGUUGCUCGCCCGUGCCACUGGUGCCUCUACUUUGAAGUUGAAGUUUGGUAACCGUGGUCACAAUAUUCCAUGUACUUCGAGAAUUUCGGGCAGAUGUUACAUCACAUCUCAGAACCACGGUUAUGCCGUCGAUUCCAACACUUUGGCUCCUCAAUGGAAAGAGUUGUUUGUCAACGCCAACGACGGCUCCAACGAAGGUAUUUACCACGAAACCAAGCCAUACUUCUCGGUGCAAUUCCACCCUGAAUCCACCCCAGGUCCAAGAGACACCGAAUUUUUGUUUGAUGUUUUCAUCCAGUCGGUGGUAGACUUCACCAAGUCCGGGGUCCACAAGGCAGUGGAGUUUCCUGGUGGAGACUUGGCUACCAACAGAGCAGCCCAUCCUAAGGUUGAAGUCAAAAAAGUGUUGGUUUUGGGUUCUGGUGGUUUGUCGAUUGGUCAAGCUGGAGAGUUCGAUUACUCGGGUUCGCAGGCUAUCAAGGCGUUGAAAGAAGAAGGAAUCUACACCGUUUUGAUUAACCCCAACAUUGCAACCAUUCAGACUUCUCGCGGGUUGGCAGACAAGGUUUAUUUCUUGCCAGUGACUCCCGAAUUCGUGAGAAAGGUUAUCCAACACGAGCGUCCCGAUGGUAUCUACUGUACUUUUGGUGGACAAACUGCGUUGAACGUCGGUAUCAAAUUGAAGGAGGAAUUUGAAGGUUUGGGAGUCAAGGUUUUGGGUACUCCUAUCGACACUGUUAUUACCACCGAAGACAGAGAAUUGUUCGCUCAAGCCAUGGAAGAAAUCGGCGAAAAAUGUGCUCGUUCUGAAGCUGUUGAAAGCGUGUCCGAAGCUAUCAGAGCCGCCAAUGAAAUCGGCUACCCAUUGAUCGUCAGAGCUGCUUAUGCUUUGGGUGGUUUGGGAUCCGGAUUCGCUGACAACGAAGAAGAAUUGGUGGCUCUUUGUAACAAGGCAUUUGCUACUUCUCCGCAAGUUUUGGUGGAAAGAUCCAUGAAAGGAUGGAAAGAAGUUGAAUAUGAAGUUGUUCGUGAUGCUUUCGACAACUGUAUCACCGUUUGUAACAUGGAGAACUUUGAUCCCUUGGGGAUCCACACCGGUGACUCGAUUGUGGUUGCACCUUCGCAAACUUUGUCUGACGAGGACUACAACAUGUUGAGAACCACCGCUGUCAAUGUCAUCAGACACUUGGGGGUUGUUGGUGAGUGUAACAUCCAGUACGCCUUGAACCCAUUUUCCAAGGAUUAUUGUAUUAUCGAGGUCAAUGCUAGAUUGUCUCGUUCUUCUGCUUUGGCUUCCAAGGCCACCGGUUACCCAUUGGCUUACACUGCGGCCAAGUUGGGUUUGAACAUUCCAUUGAACGAAAUUCGCAACUCCGUCACCAGGUCCACCUGUGCUUGUUUCGAGCCUUCUUUGGACUACGUGGUGGUCAAGAUCCCCAGAUGGGACUUGAAGAAGUUCACCAGAGUGUCGUCGUUGUUGUCGUCGUCGAUGAAGUCGGUGGGAGAAGUGAUGGCUAUUGGUAGAACAUUCGAAGAAGCCAUUCAAAAGGCUAUUAGAUCCACAGAUUACCACAAUUUGGGUUUCAACAAGACUUCUGCGUUGAUGUCGAUCGACAUAGACACCGAAUUGCAGACCCCUUCGGACCAGCGUUUGUUUGCAAUUGCCAAUGCUUUAUCUGAUGGAUACACCGUCGACAAGGUUUGGAAACUCACCAACAUCGACAAGUGGUUUUUGAACAAAUUGAACGGUUUGAUUGAAUUUGGAAACUUGAUUGCUUCCUAUGGAUCUACCGACGCUUUACCAGUUACCAUCAUGAGACAAGCCAAGCAGUUGGGUUUCGAAGACAGACAAAUUGCCAAGUUUUUGAACUCCAAUGAAGUCGCUGUCAGAAGAGUGAGAAAGGAAGCUGGUGUGGUGCCUUUCGUCAAGCAAAUCGAUACGGUUGCUGCCGAGUUCCCUGCCUUCACCAACUACUUGUACAUCACCUACAACGCCGACUCUUCAGAUGUGACUUUCGACGAGCACGGAGUAAUUGUUUUGGGUUCUGGAGUCUACCGUAUUGGAUCGUCGGUGGAAUUCGACUGGUGUGCCGUUAGAGCCAUCAGAACCUUGCGUGAAAACGGCACCAAGACCAUUAUGAUCAACUACAACCCAGAAACCGUUUCGACAGACUACGACGAAGCCGACAGAUUGUACUUUGAAACCAUCAAUUUGGAGAGAGUUUUGGAUAUCUACGACUUGGAACAGUCUUCUGGUGUGAUUAUUUCCAUGGGUGGACAAACAAGUAACAAUAUUGCCUUGCCAUUGCAUCGCCAAAACGUCAAGAUUUUGGGUACUUCUCCAGAGAUGAUUGACUCGGCUGAAAACAGAUACAAGUUCUCGAGAAUGUUGGACAAGAUUGGCGUCGACCAACCAGCAUGGAAAGAACUUACUUCGAUCGAAGAAGCCGAGGAGUUUGCCGAAAAGGUCACCUAUCCAGUUCUUGUUCGUCCUUCAUAUGUCUUGUCUGGAGCUGCCAUGAACACAGUUUACUCUCGUGACGAUUUGGCUUCGUACUUGACCCAAGCCGUGGACGUUUCUCCCGACUAUCCUGUGGUGAUCACCAAGUACAUUGAGAACGCCAAAGAGAUUGAAAUGGACGCCGUGGCUAAGGACGGUAAGAUGAUAAUGCACGUUGUUUCCGAGCAUGUGGAGAACGCUGGUGUUCAUUCUGGUGACGCUACUUUGAUUGUUCCACCUCAAGACUUGGACCCAGCUACUGUUGAAAGAAUUGUGGAAGCGACCGCCAGAAUUGGUAAAGCUCUUGAUAUCACUGGACCUUAUAACAUCCAGUUUAUUGCCAAGGAUAAUGAGAUCAAGGUGAUUGAAUGUAAUGUUCGUGCUUCUCGUUCGUUCCCAUUCAUUUCCAAGGUUGUGGGAACAGAUUUGAUUGAGUUGGCUACCAAGGCUAUCAUGGACAUGCCAGUUACUCCAUACCCUGGAGAAAAAUUGCCCAGCGAUUACUGUGCCGUUAAAGUUCCACAAUUUUCAUUUUCAAGAUUGGCUGGUGCCGAUCCUGUUUUGGGUGUGGAAAUGGCUUCUACUGGUGAAGUGGCUACGUUUGGUCACAACAAGUACGAAGCCUACUUGAAGUCGUUGAUUUCCACCGGGUUCAAAUUGCCCAAAAAGAACAUUCUUUUCUCCAUUGGUUCCUACAAAGAAAAGCAAGAAUUGUUACCUUCGAUUCAAAAACUUCACGAGUUGGGCUACAAGUUAUUUGCUACUUCUGGUACCGCUGACUUUAUCAAAGAGCACGGCGUCCCUGUCCACUACUUGGAAGUUCUUGGAUCCCAAGAUGACCAGAAAUCCGAAUACUCGUUGACCCAGCAUCUUGCCAACAACUUGAUCGAUUUGUACAUCAACUUGCCUUCUUCCAACAGAUUCAGAAGACCCGCUUCGUACAUGUCGAAGGGAUACGAGUCUCGUCGUAUGGCCAUUGACUACUCGAUUCCUUUGGUGACCAAUGUCAAGUGUGCCAAGUUGUUGAUUGAGGCACUUGCUAGAAACAUCACUUUGGACGUCUCCAACAACGAUGCUCAAACCUCACACAACACGGCGGUUAUUCCUGGUUUGGUCAACAUUACGUCUUUUGUGCCUUCUUUUGAAGACUUUGAAGCCACUACCAAGGCUUCUUUGGCGGCAGGAUUCACCCACAAUGCGUUUUUGCCGCAAACCAUCGAGGGCUCCACCAUUGUGGAUUCCGAAUCUUUGCUCGAGGCUAUAGAAAGUGCUUCAGAAAAUGCAUUCACCGACUUUUCAAUGUCCAUUGCUGGCUCAGAAAGCAAUUCCGAAGAAGCAUCUCAAGCAGAACAAAAUGCCGGUGCUUUGUUCUUGCCAUUUAACGACUUUGCCAACUCCAAAGUGUCGGCUAUUUCGUCGCACUUUGCCUCAUGGCCCGAGUCCAAGCCAAUUAUCACCGAUGCCAAGGCCACCGAUUUGGCUUCAGUCUUGUUGUUGGCUUCAUUGCAUACCCGCUCAAUCCACAUCACCGGAGUUUCUUCGCAAGAGGACUUGAACUUGAUCAGAAUGGCCAAGGAAAAGAAGCUUCAGGUCACCUGCGACGUUGCUGUUCACUCGUUGUUCAUGAACCGUGAAGAGUACCCACAGUACAGCUUCUUGCCCACCAAGAACGACCAGGAUGCUUUAUGGCAGAAUUUGGUGGAUGUGGACUGUUUCUCCAUUGGAGUUUUACCAUAUGUUAUCAACAAGGCAGCUAACCGUUCCAUCACUGCUGGCUUGGGAAUUUCGGAGGUUCUUCCUUUGUUGCUUUCCGCCGUCAAGGAAAAGCGUCUCAAGUUGGAGGACAUUGUUUCUCGUUUCCACGACAAUCCAGUAAAGAUUUUCAACAUUCCAAAGCAAGAUGCAACUGUGGAGCUCGAUUUGGACAGAGUUGUGAAGGUGGAAAAUGCUCUCACCAACCGCAAAUUGGUUGGUUUUGUCGAGAGAGUUUCGGUUCACAACCAAACAGUUUGCUUGGACGGAGCUUCUGUUGUUCAACAUGCUCUUGGAAAGAACGAGGUUACCCCAAGAGCCCGUUUCACAGCCACCACCACCACUCCAGCUUCUCCAGCUUUAAACAGAAAGGCUAGAAUGUCAUUUGAUACCAGAAGACCUUCGGUUUACAAGGACUCCAACGAGUCUGAAUUUGAAAAGUUGGGCUCAGAACUUGUAUCGCAACCCCCAGCCGGCUCGUUGGGUGAAUUUAAUGCUUUAGCCGAUUAUAUUCGAAACCACAACAGUUUCUUGCGCAACUCGGUGUUGUCUGUCAGUGACUUUUCCAGAUCAGACUUACACAGUUUGUUCACUGUGGCCCAAGAAAUGAGAUCUGCCGUCAAGAGACAGGGUGUGUUGGACCUCUUAAAGGGCAGAUUGUUGGCUACCAUGUUCUACGAACCUUCCACCAGAACCUCAUCUUCAUUCGAUGCUGCCAUGCAAAGAUUAGGAGGAAGAGUUUUGGCGGUUUCCGCUGGCUCUUCGUCCAUCAAAAAGGGCGAAACUCUUCAAGAUACCAUCAGAACCUUGGCUUGCUAUUCUGAUGCCAUUGUAUUGAGACACCCAGAAGAGUCUUCAGCUUCUAUUGCUGCAAAAUACUCACCAGUUCCUAUCAUCAAUGGUGGAAACGGCUCGAGAGAACAUCCUACCCAAGCCUUGCUUGACCUUUUCACCAUUCGUGAAGAGUUGGGAACCGUCAAUGGAAUCACUGUCACUUUCAUGGGAGACUUGAAAUACGGUCGUCCAGUCCAUUCCUUGUGCCAUUUGUUGCGUCACUACCAGGUGAGAGUGCAAUUGGUUUCUCCUAAAGAGUUAUCUUUGCCCAAGGGAAUCAAGGAUAUGUUGGUUGAAAACGGCAUGUUGGUGUCUGAGUCCGAAGCUCUUACCGAAGACUUGAUAGCUCGUUCCGAUGUUUUGUACUGUACUAGAGUUCAGGAAGAACGUUUUGCUGACAAAGAACAGUACCACCGGUUGAAAGAUACCUACAUUGUCAACAACAAGAUUCUUUCUUACGCCAAGCAGCACAUGUGUGUGAUGCACCCAUUGCCAAGAACCAACGAGAUCAGCGAAGAAGUUGAUUUCGACCAGCGUGCAGCCUACUUUAGACAAAUGCGCCAUGGAUUGUUUGUUAGAAUGGCUCUCUUGGCCAUGGUUAUCGGAGUUGAUUUUUAG
This is a messenger RNA of Meyerozyma guilliermondii ATCC 6260, 6612 nucleotides long. It is a transcript of the gene URA2, whose product is annotated as bifunctional carbamoylphosphate synthetase/aspartate transcarbamylase. Gene Ontology annotation, cellular component: cytoplasm; cytosol. The transcript has a single exon. The record is from RefSeq and is a predicted model, not a curated record. Bases 1 to 6612 code for a protein of 2203 amino acids. NCBI's taxonomy places the organism in Eukaryota, Fungi, Ascomycota, Pichiomycetes, Serinales, Debaryomycetaceae. Gene Ontology annotation, biological process: 'de novo' pyrimidine nucleobase biosynthetic process; L-glutamine metabolic process; L-citrulline biosynthetic process. Gene Ontology annotation, molecular function: carbamoyl-phosphate synthase (glutamine-hydrolyzing) activity; ATP binding; metal ion binding.